AUGGCAAGCGUCCCUACUGCGUCGUCGGCUACCUCGGGUUUCUUCCAGCAAUUGCCCACCAUUCUCCCUCAAUACACGUCCCCUCAGCUCGCAAAUGCUCAUGAUGAGGUCACGGACGAUGUUGUCCUCACACGACUUACGAAAUUGUACUUGCCAGACAGUAGCCAGCAAGUCGUGGGCAAAGCCAUGCACGAAAUCUCACGGACUGUGCCGGAGCCCGCCACUUUGAAGCACGCUGUCGAGGCCGAGACAGUACCGCCGACUUUGCAGCCGCUCACGACCUUUGGCGAGCUGAAUCGAGACGACCCUCUUGUCCUAUGUCACGGCUGGAAAGCUUUGAAAGCCAUCGGAAUCCAGGCGGGCGUUGUCUCGCUGGGCUACGACAAGUCCACGUUCACCCACAAUCGUCGCGUGCAUCAGUUUCUCAUGAAUCACAACUGGCACCACACGUCAACCCUGACCAUGUGCCCGAUGAGCAUGACAGAUGGGUCUGCCCGUUUCAUUUCGAAUCACAUUGGGGACGAUGAUGACGAUGAAUUGGAACGCCGCGCAGUCCUCAGUGAAUACUACCGACGUCUGAUUUCGUCUGACCCGUCUGAAGCUUGGACUAGCGGCCAGUGGAUGACCGAGAAAUCAGGAGGAAGCGAUGUUAGAGGAACCGAGACUAUAGCCACAAGAUUGACUCCCACCAACCUCAGGGGCACUGUCGGCCGCGGCCAAGACAUUCUUGGACAGCCUUUGGGACCCCGGUCCAUUGACGGCUUCAAGUGGUUCAGCAGCGCAACCGAUUCAGAUAUGACCAUGCUUCUGGCUCAGACGCCGAAAGGUUUGAGUGCGUUCUGCGUUCCCAUGCGCCGCAAGGCAGGAAAAGGCUCUGAGCUCAACGGAAUCCGCAUCCAAAGGCUCAAGAACAAGAUGGGCACAAAAGGUUUGCCGACCGCCGAGCUCGAGCUAAAGGGUGCACGGGGCUGGCUCGUGGGAGAGGAAGGCAAGGGCGUCAAGGCAAUCUCAGCUGUCCUCAACAUCACGCGCCUCUAUACCGGCGCUGGCAGUGUCUCGUACUGGGCGCGGGGCGCGGGGCCUCGCGGUCUGCCCCACUGGAUGGCUGGAGAGACUGUCAAGUACCGAGCGGCCACGGCUCUUACGUUCUUUGGUGUGGCCCUCUUGGGCUGCAGUGAACAGGGCAGCAGCGUCAUGAGAAACAAGCCAGCCGCUGCACUCAUCCCGAACGACGAGACAGCAAAGCUUCUUCUUCGACUUUUGGAGCCAGUGAUCAAGGCGCAGACGAGCGUGGCAGCUGUAGCUGGGCUUCGCGCGAACAUGGAUUGCCUCGGCGGUGUGGGCUAUUGCGAAAACCUUGAAGAUGGAGGCAUAUUGAACCUGGCCAAGAUAUUCCGCGACUCGGUCGUGCAAACAAUCUAG
Messenger RNA from Verticillium dahliae VdLs.17, 1422 nucleotides. RefSeq names its product aidB. The transcript has 2 exons. NCBI's taxonomy places the organism in Eukaryota, Fungi, Ascomycota, Sordariomycetes, Glomerellales, Plectosphaerellaceae. The record is from RefSeq and is a predicted model, not a curated record. Bases 1 to 1422 code for a protein of 473 amino acids. Gene Ontology annotation, molecular function: oxidoreductase activity, acting on the CH-CH group of donors.